Messenger RNA from Colletotrichum truncatum, 732 nucleotides. NCBI's taxonomy places the organism in Eukaryota, Fungi, Ascomycota, Sordariomycetes, Glomerellales, Glomerellaceae. The record is from RefSeq and is a predicted model, not a curated record.
AUGUCGUCAACAAAAACCUUUAUUUGCUUCAGCGCGCUCCCUCCAGAGCUGCGCUUCAAAAUAUGGACCGAGGCUCUCUUAGAGCCGGCCGUCUGGGCAGUCACGGCCGCCACCAACACCAGUGACCCUGACGGCCUCAUGACGUUCCUCGGCCCAGCGCGCCCCUACCUCGCAGGCCUCGCGUGCGCGGAAUCCCGACAACUGAUGAAGGAACUAUACGGCGCACCCCUCCACGGACCAGGACGCGGCAGCAAACGAGGAGGAGGAGGGGUCAACCUCGACACGACGGUCGUCUACCUCGACAGCCUCACGGUCUCCUCGACGCUGGCCCUCGACAGCUUCGCCCUGCCCGAGCUGCGGCGGUUCAGGCACGUCGCCCUGGAGCGCCGCAGGUUCUCGCGCCUCCUGUACAAGUGCCAGCACCUGGCGGCGGUGUGUCCUGCUCUCCGCACCAUCAUCGUCCAGCGGACCGACACGAACGGCACGGCGCUCCGUUCGCCGCUGGGGACUCCGAACCCCGAGUCGGCCGAUUUCUGCGCGUCCGUUAUAAAGUACACGGGGCCUGAGAUACUGCACGACCCGUGGGAUUCUCGUACGUUUCGGAGGACUCUGCUGGGGGACUUUUGCGAUCCCGUGCCCAAGUUGCAUGUGGUUUCUUCUUGCUGUGCGUACACCACUCAACAGUUUGGAUCUGCCGAGGGCGACGGCGCUGCGAAUUUAGAAAAAGUCUAG